Molecule: messenger RNA, 1204 nt
Organism: Physella acuta
Lineage: Eukaryota; Metazoa; Mollusca; Gastropoda; Physidae
Product: mammalian ependymin-related protein 1
Biological process (GO): cell-matrix adhesion
Cellular component (GO): extracellular region; lysosome
Molecular function (GO): calcium ion binding
Source: RefSeq, a predicted model, not a curated record
GUCUUGUGAUCGAGUCACAAUGAGACCUACAUGUGGAGAUACAGCGACCACCCCUCAUUUUUUGGUCCACUUUACCCCACGGGCUCGGGAACAAAACCAGGGGUGGUCGGUCUGUUGGUCACUCAGCUGUCUGACCGUACACAGAGACCUGACGACAUGAAGAUCCUGCUGUUGCUCGCUGCCUUGAUUGGCAUUUGCCUCGCUGCCAGACCUUGCUCUGCUCCAUGGGAACUGACGUUCCGGGCCUCCCGACACGACCAGGCCGACACCUACUACAGAAGGUACUACGUAGAGUAUGACAGGCCAAACCAGAGAGUCGCCAUGUUCGAGGAGUCUUUCAGUGGAGGCACUAGGGAGAUCCGUGAGUUCCUAUUUCUCCACUACAUCGACACCGGGUUCGAGUACGACUUCAGACUGAAGAACUGCACCCGCUUCAGGACCGGCCCCUUCCGCCCCUUCGAGGUCCCCUAUAACUCCACCUACGAGGGGUCCUUCCAAGUUGGAGGGCCAGGAGAGGACUUCACCGUGGACUCAUGGUCUGACCGCAUCCCCACCAGACGUGAAAAUUGGCUUGGAGAGUUCUCCCUGAGGAACUGCUACCCCAUCAGCCAAUUCCUGGUCGACACCACCAACUUCAACAGGACCUCCAUCUCCCACUUCUUCGACACCGUGCAGGGCAUUGUCAACCCCAACGACUUCGACGUCCCAACAGAGUGCACACGUCUGCCACCAGACUCCUUCGCCCCCAUCUCAGAACAGGCUCUUAGGGCAAGGGCAAUGUAUGCAGGAACCUUCGAUUUAUAAAUAUUAGAGUGAUUUCCCUUUAAAAAUAAUUCCAAACAGUUAGUACCUUUUUGUAACGAACUAUGCAUCGGAAUUAACAAUUUGAUCGUUAGUUUGAAAUAUAAAAUGGUGCAAGCUGUGAGGAAAUUGUAACUGUUUGUAGCUUAAAAAUAUAAACAUUAAAAUAAUGUAUUUUUGUUUCAUUUUGUUGAAAGAUUUUUUUUAUAUCGCUGCGUCUCACCAGUCUUUCAGGCUAAAUGCAGGUUAGGGGGGACAACCAGUUUCUGGCUUCAACCUUACUUGCUUUACCGUAUAGUGUUAUUCAUUUUAUUGCCUCCCUUGUUUGGAAAACAAAACAGAGUUUAUUCUAUUAGUUAAAGAGUGUUUAAAAAUGUAACAAUAAAUUAGUUUCUUGUAAACA